Messenger RNA from Hemiscyllium ocellatum (epaulette shark), 1722 nucleotides. Its product is annotated as solute carrier family 2, facilitated glucose transporter member 11-like. Gene Ontology annotation, molecular function: hexose transmembrane transporter activity. The record is from RefSeq and is a predicted model, not a curated record. The coding region runs from base 1 to 1722 and encodes 573 amino acids. Gene Ontology annotation, cellular component: membrane. Lineage: Eukaryota; Metazoa; Chordata; Chondrichthyes; Orectolobiformes; Hemiscylliidae. Gene Ontology annotation, biological process: monosaccharide transmembrane transport. The transcript is spliced from 12 exons.
AUGUCAGGAACACCCACAGCCGUUAUCUCAACUCCUGCGGCGGUGCCUUUGGGUCCAAUGGAACAGCAGCAUGUAUUCGUGGAGUUUACACAACUCCGUGAAAAGACCAAGGGAGUGCUGGAACCAAUCACUGCCAUGCUGGCAAAGCAUGAGCAAGUGAUCCGGACCUUUGGGGCUGUGGAACAAAGGACCGUGGCCUCAGAGGCUGUGACGGAGAGCUCCAAGGGGGGGUUCCACCUGAAGGUUCUUUUGUUGCUGAUCAUCGUCUCUGCAAUGGGAGGUACAUUUCAGCACGGACUGAAUAUGGUUCUGAUUAAUGCACCGUCAGUUUACAUUAAGUAUUUUAUCAAUGAGACUUGGCUGGAGCGCUACGGUACAGCAAUGGAAGAACAUGCGUUGAAAGCGACCUGGUCAAUCAUUGUGUCAGUGUACUCAAUUGGAGCUGUGUUUGGAGCACUGAUCGCCGGACACCUCUCAGUGAAAUAUGGAAGAAGGAACUGUUUGACUUUCAACAAUAUUUUGACAAUAGUGGGGGCUUUGUCCGUGGGAUUCAGUCGGAUGGCGAGAUCCUUUGAGAUGAUUCUAGUGGCGAGGUUCAUGUAUGGAGUAACUGCAGGGAAUGGUCUGAAUGUUCACUGCAUGUACCUUAUGGAGUGCUCUCCGAAGAAGUUGCGAGGGAUUGUCACCAUUACCACUGCAAUAUUUAUUUCCGUCGGUAAAUGUUUAGGCCAGAUUAUUGGACUCAGGGAAAUUCUUGGCAGUGAAAGUGUAUGGCCUUUACUGAUGGCCUUCAAUGCUGUACCUGCAUUUAUACAGCUGGUUACUCUGCCCUGGUUUCCAGAGAGCCCCAGAUACCUUCUGAUUGACAAAGGAAAUAGGGCUUUGUCCAUGAAUGCACUUCAAAGGCUAUGGGGCAAGCGCGAUUUUAGUCAAGAGCUUGAGGAAAUGCAGGCUGAACGGACUGCCAUAAAGAAUGAACGGGCAAGAAGUGUGUGGGAGCUCUGCACAGACCCCUCUAUACGAAGCCAACUCCUUAUCAACAUGAUGAUGUCCUUUUUCAUACAACUCAGUGGCAUCAAUGCGAUCUAUUCAUAUGCUUUUGAGCUUUUCCAGGCAGCAGGAAUUCCUGAUGAGAGAAUCCCUUAUGUUUCCAUUGGAACUGGACUGAUUGAAAUGUUUACACUACUGAUCUGUGCAUUCUUGGUUGAACGAGCUGGGAGAAAAACACUCUUCUGUGGAGGACUGGGGCUUAUGAGUCUGUGGACAGCACUCCUAACAGUUACUUAUUCACUGCAGCAACUCGUGAGCUGGAUGCCGUACUGCAGUUUGGUCAUCAUCUUUGCUUAUGUCUUCAGCUAUGGCGUAGGCCCAGGUGGUGUAGCUAUCAUCUUACCCUCAGAAAUAUUCCUGCAGUCUGAUCGCCCAGCUGCUUAUGCCAUCAAUGGCUUCCUCAACUGGACUGGUCUCUUCCUUGUUACAAUCAUUUUCUCCUUCUUGGUGGAGGGUCUGGGUCACCUGUGCUUCCUGAUAUUCUUUGGUGUCUGUUUACUGCUCACUAUCAUGGGCUACUUCAUUCUGCUGGAGACAAGGGGCAAGACCCUGCUAGAAAUCAGUGAAGAGUUCAAGAACAGGAAACUCUGGAAAAACGCACCACUCCGAGUUGCACCAAAUGGGACAAUCCCACAGAGUACAGUCGAGAUCAUCAUGUCAACUGCAUUCUGA